Bathycoccus prasinos is the source of this 2637-nucleotide messenger RNA. RefSeq lists its product with no specific name. Lineage: Eukaryota; Viridiplantae; Chlorophyta; Mamiellophyceae; Mamiellales; Bathycoccaceae. The transcript has a single exon. The record is from RefSeq and is a predicted model, not a curated record. Bases 1 to 2637 code for a protein of 878 amino acids.
AUGAGACGCAUCGUCGGCGUCUCGCAAGCCGAUGAGAACAUCGACGAGGCCAACGAGAUGCUGAUGACUUCUUCUACCAAUAGGAGGAGAGGAGGAGGAGGAUCGUCUUCGACGGCGUCGGCGACGAGUUCUUUGUCUUCUUCUCGUAAAAAUAACAUGAGUAGGGAAAAGAAGGGACGCCGCGGCAAUCAUCAUCACGAAGAGGAAGCUUUAAAAAAGGCCAAGAAGAAGACGGCGGCGGCGAAAGGAGGAUGCUGCUCGAAAAAAGCGAUAGCGACGCAAUCGACCACGGAGGAGGUGUUGCCACACGUCCUAGAGAGAGAAGAUGCGGUGAUUGUCGAAGUCGACGAGGAAGAGAUGACCACCACGACUGUUGGGGAAGACGAAGAAGACGCGUCUGGUGAGGAGGAAAAGGCGGACGCAAAAUCAUCAUCAUCAUCAUCGUUAAAGAAGACAAAGAAGACAAAGAAGAAAAAGGAAGACCACGAUUCAGACGAUUCAGACGAAAAAGAAGACAAAGACAAAGAGGAACAGAUGAUGAUCUCUCCAGAUUCUCCGUCCGUGUUCAUCGAAAUCGACGGUGACGAUGAUGGAGCGAGGAAAGGAACAGAUGACGACGAAGACGAUGAUGCGCAGUCGCAAUCGACGGCAUCGUCGUCGUCGUUUACGUCGUCUUCCUCGAAAGCUAAACGUGUUAAAAGCGAAGAAGUCGCUGUUGAUAUCGAAGAUAAAAGCGAUGAUGAAAGCGAUGGUCGAGCGAGUAGUAGCGAUGACGAUGAUGUAGAAGAUGAUAUCGAAUCUGGUCGUCGACGACGACGACGAAGAAAGAGUGAUUUGGCUAAAGUCUCGGACGACGACGACGAAAACGACUCCAAGUACAACUCGUCUUCUUCCGGUUCGUUGUCGUCGAAAUCUUCGUCCAAGAAAAAGAAGAUCAAGGAGAAGAAGAAAAAGGGCGCGAAACCUUUGUCCUCGACGAACGACGAGGAAGCGAUGAUGAACGAACGUCAACCGUUGUUGAGCAAAAAUAGCGAAGAAGAGAAGGCGAAGGAGGAAGAAGAAAAGAGGAUGAAGUCGGGCACCGGAUUUGCAAAGACGUGUAAAGCUAUCGGUGCUUUUAGCGCGUUGACCAUGACGGCCUCGGUGUGUUUCGUUGGUUACCAGGUGUAUCCAGUCGUGAGCGAUGAUUUGUCUCUCGGGAAUAUCGCGCAACACUUACAAUCGUAUUUAUUGGUUGACUUACCCAACGGAAACUUGAAGCCGGUGCUACCGGACGAAAGCGAUUUGUUACCGAUCGAUGCCGACGGUAACUUCAUCUUACCGGGUGGAAAGAACCAAACGGCCUCGUCGGCAACGCUCCCUGCCACUUCCGCGAAGAAAAAGAAAGGCGCAUCUUCAUCUCUCGAGCCUUCAGAAGAAGUUGCCGGAGACACGCACCCGGAUAUUAUGAACGAGGCAGUCAUCGGUAAAAAAGAAGACGAAGAGGACGCCGACGCCGACGGUAAAGAAGAGCAAGUAGAAAAGAAGAGCACCUUUGGAGGUUUUUUGAAGUCAAAAGCGAAGGAGGACGAAGCAACUGCUACGUCUACCUCGGACGACGCUUCCGAUGAUGCCGAAGAAGAAGAGAAGGAAGACAUCGAUGAAGAGGCUGACGAUGAUCAAGAGGAGCAAGAGGAAGAAGAAAAAGAUGAUCAAACUGAUGAAGAAAGCGAAGAUUCCGAGGAAGAUCAGCUGAAACAGGAACAAGAAGAUUCUUCGGCUAAUUAUUCCGGUAAAGAGCUCGAGAAAGGUUCCAUCUCUUCUGGAUACGCUCGAUCGAAAGAGCGUUACGCCGAAGCCGUGAAGAACUUCAAGUCUGGUAAGAUGAGCACCUCCGGUAAAAUGUACGAUCUUGGACCAUCAGAGACACCCGAAGAUGUUGAAGAAGAAGAAGAAGAAGAAGAGGAAGGAGGAGAAGAAAAAAAGGAAGAAAAAGUUAACGACGAGGAAGGAACCCGUUCAUCGGAAGAAGAUCCGAAAAGUUCCGUCAUCCCGAAAGUAAAGGCAGUGGCGAAGAUUGUCGACAAAACGAAAGAUUCAAUAUUUUCUGCGCUGGAAACGAUCGAUCACUUAGAAAAAGGGACCGAGGAAGCACCCGACGAGAAAGAAGAAGAAAAGGAAGAAGGAGAAAAAGAGGAAGCCCCUGAAGAGGAGUCGCGCGCAAAUCCGGAUGAUAUGCCUUCGCUGGAAGGAAUUUCAACCACGAGCGCAGAGAAGCGCAUGAAUGAAGACACGGCGAACGCGAAAGCGAGUGCAGAAGCGCGUAAUUUAGCUGCCACAGCAUCUGCUGCAACUUCUGCUGAUGGUGCCAUCGACACGUCUGGUGCUGCGGUUGAAACGACGAGCACUCCGAAGAUUCUCGUUUCCAAAGCGUGCGAAACAUCCGAAGAUGAGACCGCUUUAGGUCUUUAUCGGCAAGUCAACAGCAAAUGCGAAUCUACUGAAGACGGAAUCAAAGUAAUUGGGUGCAUUCCAAAGACUAAGAACUGCCAGGGGUGCUACUUAUCGGACACGCCGGCGGCAUCGCAGAAAGAUUCGCUGACGCAGUGCGCGAGCGUCGUUUGCGACUUCCACGACGUCCAAGGAUGCCAAGCUUAA